Meira miltonrushii is the source of this 1005-nucleotide messenger RNA. RefSeq lists its product as uncharacterized. The transcript has 2 exons. Lineage: Eukaryota; Fungi; Basidiomycota; Exobasidiomycetes; Exobasidiales; Brachybasidiaceae. The record is from RefSeq and is a predicted model, not a curated record. The coding region runs from base 1 to 1005 and encodes 334 amino acids.
AUGUCCAAUACCGCACCCAAAGCCGUUCUCUAUACUUCGGGAGUCUCUGUCUGGGGUGCCGUUCCUCAGCUGGCCUUCAUCGAGAAAGGCUAUGAAGAAUCUGAUUACGAGCUACGAUUUGUCAACCUGAUGGAAGGUGAGAAUUUCGCUCCAUCUUAUCUUCGUAUCAAUCAAAAUGGUACAGUGCCUUCACUCGUCGUUCCUUUGGCAGAAACGGCAGGACAAGAAGUUGAUACCAAAUUCAGAGCUUUGAAUGGUAGUAUUGAAAUCACAGAAUUUUUGGACGCUUCUCGUUCUCAAUCCAUCUUGGACAUCAAAGGAGAAGAUUCUGCAAGACCUGCUCCUGUCCUUUCGCCAGCAACGAUCGAAGGCAAAGCUGCCAGCGAUGCAUUGAUCAAAAUGGUUCAAGCACCUUUGGCAGAACCAAAUGGUCUCCUUUUGGCUGCCAGAUCAAUGCAAGAGCUAGAUCAACAACGUAAGGGUGUACAAGGAACGUUUUGCAAAAAUAGACAAGCGGCUCUAGAGCGUUUUAGAGCAGAAGCAAAAUCCAAUACAUCUGCCGAAAACCCUCGUACGGCCAGUGUGACGGAAAGAUUGGUACAAUGGUAUAAUGACAAGGAAGCUUCUUUAGCUCCUUUGCAUGCAGCUUAUCUCCAUGCCGAUCAAGAUGCAUCACAAAAGUUCGUUCAACAAUCUUUGCAGCUUUGGGUAGGCGCUGCACAUGUUUUGGCAGAAUUAGAACAAAAGAUCCUUUCACCCUUUGUCUUUGGUGAUCAAAUCUCUUUGGCUGAUUUGCACAUCACUGCUUGGUUAGCACGUAUCUUUUCGAUUGCUACCAAUUUGGAAGGCGAUCAAGAUGAAGUUUCAGCCCUUAAGAAAGUGUUGGCAAAGAUUGAAGGCAGCGAAGAGGCAUCUAGGGGACUGGGACCAAAAGUGAUUCAAUACUGGAACACAGUCAAAGCUCGUCCUUCGUUCCAACAAGUGUACAAAGAUGGUCUACACUGA